Molecule: messenger RNA, 2052 nt
Organism: Penicillium waksmanii
Lineage: Eukaryota; Fungi; Ascomycota; Eurotiomycetes; Eurotiales; Aspergillaceae
Exons: 1
Coding region: 1-2052 (683 amino acids)
Source: RefSeq, a predicted model, not a curated record
AUGGCUUCAUUACCACGACCGCAGCGUACUAAUACGCAGCGUGAUUAUCUAGCCCUGAACUAUGGCUAUGAGGAUAAUGUGCCAGACGAAGAUCAAUAUUCUGAUUUUCCUAGCCAGGCUACCCCCUUUUCAGAUAGCUUUGAAGCUAUUCAGAACGACCAAACUGAUCUAAGUUUUGAUCAAAUCCUCCCAUCAGAAUCUGCCUCGCAGACUAUUCGAACAGAUCCCGAUACUUCGUCAUAUCUGAGUGCAGUCUCUCUACCAUCAAUCCAAAAACGACCUCGUAAGACUAUAGCUGAAAGCCAGUGGUUAUGGGGUCAUUUUGAUAUUGAAUUGAUUAAUCGUCCCUGGAUGACUCGUGCUAAGAAAGCAAAAGCCAAAGAUCGUCUUAUCAACUGCAAAGAAUGCAAUUGGGAAACGUCUGACUCUGCUCGAUCAGGAUCGACUAAGAAUAUGCAGCUUCAUCUUGAAAACCAGCAUGCUAUUAAAGCACCCCUCUCUCUAUCUUCCGAUUCAACAAGGCAACCUUCGAUUAUUGCGGCGUUGAAUAAGAAGCCAAAGCUAUCAACAAUAGCUCAGUUUCAGGAGAAUAUCCUUCGAUGGAUAGUCAAGGAAAAGAUGGCCUUUACUACUAUCGAAGCACCCUCAUUUCACCAAAUAUUCGUCGAUUUAUCAAUUCCGGAGCUUGAUAUUGCACUAUUUUCACGAACUACAUUGAAACGAAAGCUUGAAGCGGAAUUCAGGCGUCAACGUGAGAUAUUGAAGAUAGAGCUUGCCUCAACAUGCAGAUCUAUUGCACUAUCUCUAGAUAUAUGGACAAGCUCAAACCAUAUCUCGAUUAUCGGUAUUAUCGGACACUGGCUUACACCGGACUUUAUUUAUAAGGAAAGGGUGCUUGAAUUCAAAGAGCUACGAGGGACUCAUAGUGGUGAAAAUAUUGCUCAGGCAGUAUUUGGUAUGCUACAAGAGCUUAAUCUUCAGCAAAAGCUACUCACAAUUACUGGUGAUAAUGCCAGUAAUAAUGAAGCUAUGGUUAUAUUCCUUCACGAUCUCCUCAAGACUCAGUGUCAAGAGCCUCAAUUCCUUGGUCUUGAUAGCUAUAUCCGUUGUCUUGCUCAUAUCUUGAAUCUUAUUGUGAAAGAUAUCCUUCGUGCAUUGAAAUCUGGCACAAUUCAUGAAGCUUCGGAGAUCUGUAAUCACUUAGAUAAUCAAGAUCUAUCUACAGAGAGUGCCCUGUCACGUAUUCGAAUCCUUGCAAUAUGGAUCAGCCGAAGCAACCAACGACGAGCUUCAUGGAGAAGUGUGUGUGCUUUGAUGAAGCUUCCUGAUCGAUAUAUCCCAUGUGAUAUUGAUACACGAUGGAAUUCGACAUUUUUGAUGCUAGAUACAGCUCUAGAAUCACAGCCACAGAUCAAUCGGUAUCUGGAAUUGCAGACCGAGCUUCCUCAUUUCACCAAGCAAGACUGGCGUCGUCUCUCGCAGAUACACCAAGUCCUCAAACGAUUUUAUAAUCUGACACUAUUUGUGUCUCGAAAGUAUCCUCAAAUCAGUAUGGCUAUCCCAAUCUACUACGAGCUUCAUGAUUUACUUAAUCAAGGAGCUGAAAGACAAGGAGUAUUUGCGGAUAUAGAUGAUGAUAUUGCGGGUGCAAUAUAUCGUGGGCUUGUGAAGUAUGAGAAGUAUUAUACCUUUAUGGAUGAGACUGAUGCUUAUUAUACUGCAUUAAUUCUUGAUCCAAGAAUGAAGGGUGAUCUUCUGCUUCAUGAGGUGUCUGGUCAUGGGGCUGGACAAAUAAUUAUUGACACGAUUCGUGACAAUAUACGUCAGAGGUAUCAUCAUAAGCCGAUUGAAGAAGACUCUAUACCCUCUAUUGAUCCUAUACUAUUACAGGAUCAUGAUGAUCCUGAGGUUAGGAUGCUGCAGCGAUUGGCACCAAUUGCAAAAAAGGUAGUUGGAUCUGAUAUUGAUGAGUAUUUCACAUCACCGCGAAUUGAUAUUAAACCAUCUGGGGAUCGGGAGUGGUUGGUUAAAUGGUGGGGGGGAUCGUCGUGA